Micromonas pusilla CCMP1545 is the source of this 441-nucleotide messenger RNA. RefSeq lists its product as uncharacterized. The coding region runs from base 1 to 441 and encodes 146 amino acids. The record is from RefSeq and is a predicted model, not a curated record. Gene Ontology annotation, molecular function: protein binding. NCBI's taxonomy places the organism in Eukaryota, Viridiplantae, Chlorophyta, Mamiellophyceae, Mamiellales, Mamiellaceae. The transcript has 3 exons.
AUGAACGUGGGAGAUUUGGAGAGCGGAGUGACCCUGGUUCAUCAAGUCACGGACGGUCGCGCGAAUCCAAGUUGGGUGCGGUAUACCGCGCCAGCGCCAUCUCCCGCCUUGCCGAUAGUCCGGAAAUCGAUCCGGGAUUAUGACUUACUUUGUCAUAUUGUUGAUGUGUCAAUUCGUCUGGUUGCUGAGGGCGCUGACGUCAACAAGGUGGACCAUAACGGCAGGACACCGUUGUACACGGCCGCUCAGAACGGCCACGAGGCGGUGGCCAAGGCGCUGAUCGAGGCCGGUGCGGACGCCUCUCGAGAGGGCCACGAGGCUGUUGUCAAGGCCCUGAUCAAGGCGCUGGUCGAGGCGGGUGAGGACAUCAACAAGACCGAUUUUGACGGCGAGACAUCGCUGUCUUGGGCCGCUGAUCAAGGCCACGAGGUGAUGGUAUGA